CCUUCUCUCUCUGUCCACCUUCCUUCUGCCAGCUGAUGAAACGAAUACUACAUCCUGCUCCAGGAACCAGCAGUGCAAUGGCAUUAUUCCCAGUGAUCCUGUUCCUGGUUGCUGUACUCCUCCCAUCUUUCCCUGCAAAUGGAAAUGAGGAGCAAGCUUUUGCUGCUUUGUCAACCACCUUACCAAAAGUCCAAGAGGAGAUUGUAAAUAAACACAACGAACUAAGGAGAGCAGUCUCUCCAACUGCCAGUGACAUGCUGAAGAUGAGAUGGAGCAGCGAGGCAGCAAAGAAAGCCCAAGCCUGGGCGGACCAGUGCAAGCUCAAACACAGUGACGCACCUUACCGAAAACUCAAUACAAGCUGUGGUGAGAAUCUCUUCAUGUCAAGUGCUCCCUAUUCAUGGUCAUCAGCAAUCCAAGAGUGGUAUGAUGAGAGGGAGAAUUUUAAGUACAAUGUAGGGCCACUGUCAGCCAAUAAACCAGUUGGACACUAUACACAGGUUGCUUGGUUCUCCUCUUUCCAAGUCGGAUGUGGAGUCAGCUAUUGUCCUAGCCAACCAACUUUUAAGUACUUCAUGGUUUGUCAUUACUGCCCUGCUGGUAAUAAUCUGGCAAGACUGUAUGUCCCUUAUAAACAAGGAGCCUCCUGUGCCAGUUGCCCGGAUCACUGUGAGGAUAGACUCUGCACCAAUGCUUGCGAACAUGAAGAUGACUAUUCCAACUGUGUCAGUUUGAAAAAAUCAGCAACCUGUAAUCAUCCACUGGUCAAGAAUGGUUGCAAGGCCUCCUGCUUUUGUGAAAAUAAAAUUCAUUAAUUGCCAGUGUGCACAAGCAGGGCUAUGUGGAGAAGGGCCACAUCAUCUUCUUAGAUUUAACUUGUACUACCAAGAAAACUAUGCAUAUAGAAUAUAUAUAUAUGAUUCCAAACAGUAAAGAAUUUUCUGGAUCUGCUUCUUGUUUCGUGGAAAUCUGUUUCAUGAAGAGGGCCUAAAAGUCAAAAAUUAAAAAAAAGAAGGAAGCCUAUAACUUUUGAUUUUGAUAUGUUUCGUGAUUUAAAUUCAAUGAGUUUAAUCAAAUUGAGGAUUUUAAAACUUUUAUUUUCUUGUGACGAGUGUCACAGGAAAUCCAGACUGGAAUGGAGAAUCAUAUUAACAGAACCAAGGUUACUAAAAUAAAAACAGCUAAUAAUAUCCUUGUCAUAUGAAUCUUAGGAUAAAAUGGUUUUGCUGUGACUCCACCUAAAUAAGUAUCUCCAAAUAAGUCUUCACAUUCACUGUGUUUAAUUCUUUGCCACUCAUAAUCUUUCCAGUCAUUGGAUUUCAUUCUUGCUAUAGCUUGAAGCUGUUAUUCCAAAAGUAACACUGAUUUUCUUUUUAUCAUAAUCAAAGAAUACUUUUCGUUAUCCAUCUAUAUAAAUUCCACAGAAGAGGAUGGUCACACUUUCUCUUUGAAAUCUCUCUUUCCUAGUAAAGAAAUCAAAAUAAUACAUAUUUUUACUCUUCCUCAAGAUGUUAAAGCUCAGUUCAACCCUCUGUUCCUACGAGCACACUUUUGAAUGUGCACUGAAUUUAAUGACUGACUUUCAAACAUAGACAGUGAAAAUGAAAAAAAGAACAAUAACUUUGGAGAAACAUAGCAUGUAAAAUCUUAGUCAAGUAAUCCUGACUCCAGUCUUUCAUUAAGAUUUUAAUGUUCCCUUUGGAAAUAACCUUUUUUAAUGUAACUUUUAGAGUGCAGCUUUGUUGUCUGGGGUGCAUACAACCACAACUUGAACAUCCUCACUUAGCAUGAAUUUGAAGUGAUGAUUUUUUAAUAAGUUUUAAUGUUUGUGAUGUCUUAUUAACCAUGUUGCAAUAAUACUAAAUUUCUUGGCUCUCACAUCAUGAGUUUGUCUUAUUUAAUGUACAUUUCAACUAAUUCCCAAUAAAAAAAUCUGUGGAAAAUGGCACAAA
Molecule: messenger RNA, 1952 nt
Organism: Cavia porcellus (domestic guinea pig)
Lineage: Eukaryota; Metazoa; Chordata; Mammalia; Rodentia; Caviidae
Product: cysteine-rich secretory protein 3-like
Exons: 8
Coding region: 36-815 (259 amino acids)
Cellular component (GO): extracellular region
Source: RefSeq, a predicted model, not a curated record